UUUCUUCUCUUCGUUUCGGGGUUGCUUUUCAUUUCCUCUCUCUCUCUCUCUCUCUCUGUCUCUCUCUCUCUCUACAGAGAAUGAGAAAGAGCGAAACAAGGGUUUUCUAGGGUUUUUCGUCGUCGCUGCUCGAGAUCCAGGUUUUGUAUUGGAUUUCCAGUGUUUGUUUCGCUCUCCAGUUGCAAUUUCGUCCCUUUGCUUGAUUUCUAGGGUUUUCUUCCUAGGGUUAAUGUUAGAGCGACGGCUAGGAUUUUUUUUGUAAUUUCAUUUGUUCGUUUCUGCCGCUUCAUGCAUUUACGCCGUUUUCAUAUUGAUGUUGCAACUGGAGGUAGGAAGAGGGUUCUUUAACCAGUCGGGGGAGUUGAGGAUUGCAUCUUUUGAGGGGAUUCCAGCUUAGGGUCUGUGUUUUGCCUGUCUUUGUGGUCUGCAUCUGUCGAAUGCGUUAAGGAUUAGGGUUUUGAUUCUGAGGGCUGGGAUCUUGAAAUCGAUUUCAUUGAAGAAGAGGUGCAGCUGGAUUUUGUUGGAAAUCUUUAAUUCUGUUAUCCUCCCCAGAGAAGACACACAGAGGGCUCAAUCUUAAUCUAUCAAUGAAGAAAAAGGUGAGUUUUUGGUGUGGACCUUAUCAUAAAAAAAUGAAAAUUGAUGGCUUGAAUUUGGAAUGAAUCUUUAAUUUGGUAAUUGGUCUGGAACGAAAACAACAUUUGAUUGUGAUCUGCUCAAAAUAGAAGGGAAAUAAUAGGUCAUUUAUGGUGUAAAUCUUGGUUCUGAUCUCGUCAGAAAAGGAAAAAAGGGAUUGUGGGUUUGCUGGAAAUUUUAAAAUUGAUCUUGUUUGGAAGGGAAGUUUCUUGGGCUGGUUGUGUAGCUUGAAAUUUGCAUCUUAUUGUGAAGAAAAAGAACUGAGUUUUUGCCAGAUGGUUGAUAUGUGCAGAAUUAAGGAAUUGUUUUUAUGGCACCAACAGUUUUUGUAGAGUACACACAGCAGGAAUCCAAGAAAAUUUCUCAGGGUUUUUCAUUCACGAUGAUGGGAAAAACUCAUAGAUUCUCCAAAGGAGGCUAUUCUUCUGGCUAUGUUACUGAUUACCGGCUUGCCGUUGAGACCAUGGGCGAAUCAGAAGGUUUCGGUAGCUCUGGCCGCGUCGAAACAGAGGUGACCGCAUCAGAGGAUUCUUGUGCUCCAAAAAGGAAGUGCAUAAGUUUGAAUGCCAAUAAGUGCGACAGUUUUAAUAUCCCAUCACAAGUCAUCUCCGUUUCAAAGAUGUCUCGCUCUGAAAGGAAGGAGUUGGGACUGAAGCUGAGAUCAGAGCUUGAGCAGGUUUGGAGCCUUCAGAAGAAAAUAGUGUCGAGGUUCACAAAUGGGAUAACUUUGUCAUCUUCGAGUGAUAUCCGUAGUUGUAACAACGGGCGAAAAAGGCCGGCAUCACAGUUAUCAUCUGGUCAGGGGAAGAAACAGGUCCCUGUCGUCCCAGAUGCACCCUCUUUAAAUCGUGGUCUGUCGGGGUGUUAUGAUUCAAACCAGGCAACUGCAUGUAGUAGCAAGCAGUUGAUGAAUCAGUGUGAGACGCUGCUGAAACGGUUGAUGUCGCAUCAGUUUGGUUGGGUUUUCAAUGACCCUGUUGAUGUGGUGAAGAUGAACAUUCCAGACUAUUCCACUGUUAUUAAGAAUCCAAUGGAUUUUGGGACAAUAAAGAGCAAGUUAGCUUCGGGUGCAUACUCCAGUCCAUUGGGCUUUGUUGCAGAUGUGAGGCUUGCUCUCUCUAAUGCAAUGACUUACAACCCACCUGGAAAUGAAUUUCAUACAAUGGCAGACACUCUUAGCAAAUUCUUUGAAACAAGAUGGAAAUCUAUUGAGAAGAAGCUCCCGACAACUGUUUCACAGUCGAUGCCUGCGAAACCAGGAAUUUCUAGAGAAGUGGAUGCUGCCAAACCGUUGGUACAGUCUAAAAAGAAGAAACCCUCUUCGACAAACCAAAAGGUUAAGACAGAGAGUAUAAAGUGCAAGAUGACUGAUGAGGAGAAGCAGAUCCUGAGCAGAGAUUUAGAGUCUUUGCCUGAUGACAUGCCAGAACACAUUCUUGAUCUCCUAAGGGGCCAUAACAAUGAGAGCCAAACUGGCGAGAUGGAGAUUGAGAUUGACAUGGAUGCUAUCAGUGAUGAAACAUUGUUCAAAGUGCGGAAGCUUUUGGAUGAUUAUUUGCGGGAGAAGCAAAUCAAUCCAGCUAAAGCUGAGCCUUGUGAAAUGGAGCUUUUGAAUGAGUCGGGGCUCAGCAACUCGUCGAUGCAACCUUGCAAAGGCAAUGAGCCAGUUGAUGAGGAUGUAGAUAUUGUUGGAAAUGAUCCUCCAGUCUCGAGCUACCCUCCUGUAGAGAUAGAAAAAGAUACAGCCCAUAAAACUAGCAAAUGUAGUAGUUCAAGCAGCUCCAGUAGUGAUUCAGGUUCUUCAUCCAGCGAUUCAGACUCUGGUAGUUCUUCUGGAAGUGAAUCAGAUGGUGCUAAAGUUUCCCCUUCAAAGACUGACAAGGAAACCAUGCAUUCCAGAGCAGCUUUGGACCACGAGAGGAGCGAUCUUGUGGAUCCACACAACGGAAAUCGUUCUUUAAGCGGGUCAGGUAAACUCGAUCAGAGUGCCCAUCCCAAGCCAAUUGCUGCUGAGGCGGAUGACCACCAAGAGGGGGAGAAUGCUCAAUCUGAGAGGCAGGUCUCCCCACAAAAGCUCUAUCGGGCAGCUUUGUUGAAGAGCCGCUUUGCCGAUACCAUCCUCAAAGCUCGAGAGAAGACACUUGACAAGGGUGAAAAGGGGGAUCCUGAGAAGCUGCGGCGAGAAAGGGAGGAACUUGAAAGACAGCAAAGGGAAGAGAAGGCUAGACUGCAAGCAGAAGCCAAAGCCGCAGAGGAUGCUCGAAGGGAAGCUGAAGCUGAAGCUGCAGCUGAGGCUAAACGGAAGCGGGAACUCGAGAGAGAAGCUGCACGCCAGGCCUUGCAGAAGAUGGAAAAGACUGUGGAAAUCAAUGAGAACUGUGAAUUCCUAAGAGAUCUUGAAAUGCUUGGUUCUGCUCCUGAACAAUUACCAAGCUCGGUUGAUGAGACGAGCCCAGAUCACUCUCAAGAUGGUUUAGGUGGUUUCAAACUCCUGGGGAGUAAUCCUUUGGAGCAACUCGGUUUAUACAUGAAAGUGGAUGAUGAUGAUGAUGAGGAAGAAUGUGAGCAAUGUGAGCCUGGCAGUGCCCCUCCAAACGAUGUUGAGGAAGGUGAAAUUGAUUGAUCUGUUUGGGUGUGCGCCCUUUUCUAUAUAUAUCUUCAAUCACGGUGAAAGAAUCUAAUCAAGUUCAAAAGGAAUCCGUCAAUCAGGCACAUGGGUUUUCUUCCUUCUUGGUAAUUGGAGCAAGAACUCGUCCAGUUUCGUGUUCAUGUCUGCACUGGACCAUCCAAACAUCCAUCAGCUGGUUGGCUGUGAAGAAUAUGAUUGUUGGUUUGGAGGUGGACAGAUGUUGGGAAGGUAUUUUUGGCUUCCGACCGGUAUAGUUGCAUGAAAGUUGAGAUUUCUGUUUUACAGUUGAAGCAGCUGUUUCUUCCCCAUGAAAGAUGUGUUGUAGAUUACUGAUGGGAUUGUGCGUAAGUAUUCAAGUGGUUCUCAUGCUGCACCUAGUCCUAAAGCAAAAGAGAUGCUGUCUCUGAGGGUUUGUGGUCUUUUGCUAGAAAAGAGGGAAAAGGAGUCCUGUUGAAUGGACACCGGGGGUGUUGAUUGCUAUUGGUAUUUUGUUGAAAUGGAAGUGUGAGGUCCCUAACUGUAAAAAGAUACAGCUGAUGAUACAUGGAAACACAUUCCCUUUAUUCUUCA
Messenger RNA from Magnolia sinica, 3835 nucleotides. Its product is annotated as transcription factor GTE10-like. Bases 947 to 3259 code for a protein of 770 amino acids. Gene Ontology annotation, molecular function: protein binding. The transcript is spliced from 10 exons. Lineage: Eukaryota; Viridiplantae; Streptophyta; Magnoliopsida; Magnoliales; Magnoliaceae. The record is from RefSeq and is a predicted model, not a curated record.